AUGGAAAAUUCACCUAGAAGGCAAUCAGGCCCUGACACAUCAUCAGGACCCCGUGCUCAAGCGUUUUCUACUUUAUCAUCUGAUGAUACAUGUACAUUACAAUCGACUUCUGGAAUUUAUGCCGCAAUAUUUGAAUUUUCGCAAGCCUCUUAUCCGAAAACCAUAUGGGAAUAUGGUUCAUUAGUUUUGAAUAACAACGACGGAUUCAAAUUAUAUGUCGUAAAUACUCCAGUAAACUCUUGUUCAUCAGAUUUUAACACAGAGCCUUCGAUAGUCGUUUCUUCAUAUGAAGGGAUAUCAUAUAUUGCUGUUUAUACACAACUUUAUGAUGCAGAAGCAAGAGGAUUUACUAGAACAAUCAUUUUUACGAUAGUCAUGUUAAAUUUUGACACAAUCACUAAGCUACACUCGAAAUACUAUAAUAAAAUCAUCGAAAUAAUCAAGAUAAUUCAGUCUCCAUCAGUAGAAAAAUUUCCAUUAGAAUUAAAACAGUUUGCAAGGUCAUUGAGUCGAAUCCAAGAGCAAGAGAACAACAAAAAUCAAAUAAUCAACUCAAAAAUGGAAGAAUUACAAAGAAUUUUGAAACUUUUUAAGAUAGAAAAAUAUGAUGACGUAGAAUACAUCGAAAGACCCCUAGAAUACUUCACUAUUAUUAAUAACGCGCUCAGACCUAUCGAAGAAUUAAUACAUUUAGAAGAUAUUCGACCAAAACUUGAAGAAUUCGUUGAUUCUCUACCAUAUAAUUCAUUUUUAGCCAAUAUAGAUACUGAAUCAAGCUUCGUGGAAUCUCCAAUUACUAUAGAUUUUGGAGGAUCUAGCAAUUUUCGCGGUUUCGGCGGUUUUCCGGCUUUUGCCUUACGAUCAAUGCAUUUACAAGCAUGUCCGUAUUCUCUUGUCAAGUUUUCGAAGAAUAAUGUCUUCUUUUUCAUUGGAUUUACAUUAUUAUCCGGGCAAACGUUGAUAAUCAGAUCCAACGAUAUCAGCAUUGCGAAACCACUCGCCGAACGAUUGAUUUUCUUAGUUCCUUUCUUCAGACCGGAAUAUUACAAAAUAUGUAAAACGAUUACGCCUGAAGAAUCUCUUAAAUACUCGAUAGUUGUUACAGAAAACAUUUGUGGUGACGCUAAGCACCUUGCCAGCGUUUUGGAUUUACAAUCAGAUUAUUACGCCGGGGAUGGCUGUCCGCCAUCAUCUAUAGUAUGGAAAGUCCUUGGCAAGAGCACAAAUGUAAGUGAAACGGCUUUUAUCCUCCAUAUGCUGAUGAAAUUAAAAGAUUGUGCGGCAUGUUUUGUUAUGAAGCUCGCUGAGGUAGCAGGAGUUAAAGCAUUAACACCUGAUUCACUCUUGAAUGAUCUCAGGGCUUUUGGGUUCUCUAAAGAUGAUGCUCCGAUAUUAAAAUAUUGGAUCGCUUCGUAUUUCAACAAGGAUAAGUUGAAACCGAUUCUAAGAGGAAAUAGAUCAAAAUCUGGACUUACAAUGGCUCCAUUUUGA
Trichomonas vaginalis G3 is the source of this 1491-nucleotide messenger RNA. RefSeq lists its product as uncharacterized. The coding region runs from base 1 to 1491 and encodes 496 amino acids. NCBI's taxonomy places the organism in Eukaryota, Parabasalia, Trichomonadida, Trichomonadidae. The transcript has a single exon. The record is from RefSeq and is a predicted model, not a curated record.